AUGAACUCGUCCCUGCAGGCGAGCGCGAACGCCACCGCGGCGCCGCAGCCGGGCUUCGCCGCGGCCUACGGCGUCAUCGCGGCGCUGGGCCUGCCGCUCAACGCCGCGUCCCUGUGGAUCCUGCUCCGCCGCCACAGCCUCCGGGCCCCCGGCGCCGUCUUCAUGCUCAACCUGGCGGCCUCCGACCUCAUGCUCGUCGCCUCGCUGCCCGCGAGGAGCUACGCGCACGCCACGGGCACGUGGCCCUUGAGCGGCGCGGCGUGCGCUGCGGUCCUGGCGCUGUUCCGCGCCAACCUCCGCUCCAGCGCCGUCUUCAUCAGCCUCAUCAGCGUGGACCGGCUGCUGGCCGUGGUCUUCCCUCUGCGGUCGCGCCACCUGCGGACCGCCGCCAACGCGUGGAAGGCCGCCGCGCUCGCCUGGAUCUUGGUGUCGGCCGCGAGCCUUCCGCAGCUGCUGCCGCUCCCGAGCAGCUGGAGCGGCGGGCCGAACUGCUUCCUUCCGCGCUCCGACGCUCACGGGCGCCUGGUUCCCGUCGCGCAGUCCGUGCUCAUCUUCGUCCUGCUGGCCGUCAACGUCCUGUGCACGGCCGUGGUGUCGGUGACGCUGCGCCGGCACCGGCCCGACGCACGCGUCCGCAACACGGUCGACGUCAUGCUGAUUUUCAUCAUGAACUUAGUCAUGUUCACCUUGUGCUUCUUGCCUCUGUCCAUUGGUUUGCUUCAGUUUGGAAACUUCCACAAAACUCUGCCCCCUUUGAUAUGUCUUGCGAGUGUAAACUGCUGCCUGGAUCCGCUGCUCUACUACUUUUCUUUGGAUGCGUUUUGGAAGAGGAGAGAGGACGUGGACCCUGCGACAGGACGCUAG
Molecule: messenger RNA, 864 nt
Organism: Betta splendens (Siamese fighting fish)
Lineage: Eukaryota; Metazoa; Chordata; Actinopteri; Anabantiformes; Osphronemidae
Product: lysophosphatidic acid receptor 5-like
Exons: 1
Coding region: 1-864 (287 amino acids)
Biological process (GO): positive regulation of Rho protein signal transduction; phospholipase C-activating G protein-coupled receptor signaling pathway
Cellular component (GO): membrane
Molecular function (GO): lysophosphatidic acid receptor activity
Source: RefSeq, a predicted model, not a curated record